AUGUCUGGACGCGGUAAAGGAGGUAAGGUUAAGGGAAAGGCAAAGUCCCGCUCAAAUCGUGCCGGUCUUCAGUUCCCUGUGGGCCGAAUUCACCGUCUGCUGAGGAAAGGAAACUAUGCCGAGCGCGUCGGAGCAGGAGCCCCUGUCUAUCUGGCAGCUGUGAUGGAAUAUCUCGCUGCUGAAGUUCUGGAAUUGGCAGGAAAUGCUGCUCGCGAUAACAAGAAAACAAGAAUCAUCCCGCGCCAUCUGCAACUGGCCAUCCGUAACGACGAGGAGUUGAACAAGCUGUUAUCUGGUGUUACGAUUGCUCAGGGCGGUGUGCUACCUAACAUCCAAGCCGUUCUGCUCCCCAAGAAGACCGAAAAGAAAGCCUAA
This is a messenger RNA of Malaya genurostris, 375 nucleotides long. RefSeq names its product histone H2A. NCBI's taxonomy places the organism in Eukaryota, Metazoa, Arthropoda, Insecta, Diptera, Culicidae. Gene Ontology annotation, cellular component: nucleosome. The record is from RefSeq and is a predicted model, not a curated record. Gene Ontology annotation, molecular function: DNA binding; structural constituent of chromatin; protein heterodimerization activity. The coding region runs from base 1 to 375 and encodes 124 amino acids. The transcript has a single exon.